This is a messenger RNA of Nycticebus coucang (slow loris), 2699 nucleotides long. It is a transcript of the gene TROAP, whose product is annotated as trophinin associated protein. Bases 105 to 2576 code for a protein of 823 amino acids. The transcript is spliced from 14 exons. Lineage: Eukaryota; Metazoa; Chordata; Mammalia; Primates; Lorisidae. The record is from RefSeq and is a predicted model, not a curated record.
GGCUGAUUGGGCCGGGUCAGUUUUUCCCGGUCAGAUAGCGGUUCCACCACCAGCCCUUCCUUUGGCCCCGCCUCCGAAGCCUGUGGAUUGGACGAUUGCGUCAGAUGUCACGAGCCUUCUCGGAAGCGCAGACUAACCAAUCAGGAGCUUCGCGUAUUUUACAAACUGGGGAAAGAGCUGCAGCUAAGUCCGAGAAUCCGGGCAAAAGCGAAGAAACGGUCAUGACCACCGUCCAAGCCACAAAGGAUCCCCUCCUCAAGGGUGUGCCUCCCACCCCUAGCAAGAUUCCGGUACUCUCUCAGAGACGGCCGCCUUUCCCCAUGGUCAAACCGUGUGCUGUGGACCAGGAGAACCAAGAUCCAAAGAAAUGGAUGCAGAAGCCAAACCUCAGUAUUCAACGCCCUCUGCUUGACUCAGCAGGUCCCAGGCCAAAAACCACACACCAAACAGACACAUCACAGAGAUUGGUGGGGAUCACUGAGCUCCGGAACCCCUUGGAGGAGCUCAGGCCUAACCCUGGUGGUCAAAAUGUGGGGCCUGGGCCCCCUCCCCAGAAAGAGGCUCCAGGGGCCAUAGAAUUUGUGGCUGACCCUGCAGCCCUGGCCACUAUCCUGUCAGGUGAGGGAGUGAAGAGCUGUCAACUGGGGUGCCGUCCCAGUCUGGCUAAGAGAGUACUGGUUCGAGGGAGUCAGGGAGGCACCAUCAGGAGGGGCCAGAGUGCUCGGUCCUCUGCAUAUUUGGCUCCCAGAACCCCCACCCACCGACUGGACCCUACUAGGGCUUCCUGCUUUUCAAGACUGGAGGGAUCAGGACCACGAGGCCGGACUUUGUUCCCCCAGAGGCUAGAGACUCUGAUUUCACCUUCAGGAUCCUCCUUUUACCCCUCUACUGGCCCCAGUUUCCAGGAGCUAAGAAGAGAGACAGGUGGCAGCAGCCGGACUUCAGUGAGUGAGGCCUCAGGAUUGCUCAUGGAAACCCCUGUGCAGCGUGCUUCCUCUCUCCCUAAAGGAGAACAUGAGGUUGUCACUCACUCAGAUGAAGGAAGAGUGGCCUCCCUUGGUCUGGCCCAGCGGGUACCACUAAGAGAAACCCAAAAGAUAACACAUACCAGGGAUAGCUGUGACUCCCACCUGAUGCCUUCCCCUUCCCCUGUGGCCCAGCCCAUGCAUGGUCAUAAAGUGCCACCUUCUGUUACCCGUCCAUCACCCUUUGGAAGGGCUCAGCGUGUAUCCUCCCCUGGUUUCUCAGCUCUGAACUCAUAUUCAGUGUUGCGGCGUCUAGCUGUUCGGCCCAAAAUCCGGUUCACACCCAUGCCAUCAGUCCCUAGAGUUCAGCAGACCCGAUGCUUGAGUGGCCUCUCCCCUCAGCCCUGUCCUGAAGAGCCUACCCUGCCCUGGGAGGAUAUCGCAGUGCGAUUAUUUGACCAAGAGAGUUGUGUAAAGUCACUAGGAGGACCUGGGAAGCUACCUGCACCCACCCCUUCUGGGCCCUACCCCAGUGGAACCCCCAGCCUCCCAGAGCUGAAGAUGCAGCGCAUUGGUAUCCUGCAGCAGCUGUUGAGACAAGAGGUGGAAGGGCUGGCAGGGGGCCAGUGUACCCCCCUUACUGGAGGCUCCCCUCUUGAUAUGGUUGAACUUCAGCCCCUGCUGACUGAGAUUUCUGAAACUCUGAAAGAUCCUGAGCAUAAUUCUGGGACUUCCCAUGUUCCUGGAUUGUUAGAGCACUCUGGGCAGCAGACAAAACCUUGCCUUCCAGAACAGUGUGAAGAACCACACGCCUGCCCUUCAGCAGAGCCAGGAACUCCAGAGUCCUGUAGGAGUGAGCCUGAGAUUCCACAACCGUCCCUCGAGGAACAGCUUGAAGUAUCAGAGCCCUGCCCGCUAGUGGAGUCCAGACCCCAGGGACCCACUGGAUCCUCAGAGCCCUGCCCUGAGGUAGAGCCCAGGAAAUCAGAGGCCUGCUCCCUGGAACGUAGAAAUCCAGAGUCCAGCCCACCACCCUGCUGCAUUCAGUGGGCUCCGGCUACCACCAGCCUGAUCUUCUCUUCCCAACACCCACUCUGUGCCAGCCCCCCUAUACACUCAAUCCAGUCUCUGAGGCUCCCAGCAGGUCAGGCAGGUAAGGAGUUUGUUGGGAAGGGGUAUGAAGAAAGGAUGGCCUCAUCUCUCCGUGCAAGCUGGGCCCCUGCCCUGCACCACAUGAUCCCAUGCUUCCUUUCCUCUGCCUUGUACCCUUCUCCGUCCGGGAAAGGGGAGGAACUGUACCUGAGGGUAGGCAGUGUGUGGUGGGAGUAUAGGAUUCCAGAGUCCCCUCUACAUUCUCCAUGGCCCUCAGGCCCCAGCAGUCUGGCCCCUCGAACCCUGGCCCUGAGGCAGCGCCUCAAAGCAUGUCUAACCGCCAUCCACUGCUUCCACGAGGCUCGCCUAGAUGAUGAGUGCGCCUUUUACACCAGCCGAGCCCCUCCCUUGGGACCUACCCGGGUCUGCACCAACCCUGUGGCCACAUUACUUGAAUGGCAGGAUGCCCUGUGUUUUGUUCCAGUUGGUUCUGCUGCCCCUCAGGGCUCUCCAUCAUGAGGCAUCCAACUCCAGCCACUGCUGCCUUGCCUGGCUUCUUACUUUUAGCCCUUAUUUAUUGUUUGUCUGCCCCAUGGUACUGGGAGCUGACACCCUUUUGUCCUCUAAUAAAGUUUCUAAAGU